CAAAUGACGUCACUGUCAAUAACAUCGUGCUGCCUGCCGACGUGGCGGAGAGGCAGGAGGGAGAAAGUAGACAAACCCGGCUGUCUACAGAACUGGUGAGGUACUUUAUAGAUACUGUUAUAUCAAAACUAUUAAAGAAUGAAUCAAAAUGUCACAGGGUGACACAAUGGAAAGCGUUUCUACUGAAUUUCAGUUGUCAGGCCCCAUUGGUAGUGACACAUCAUUUGUGAAAGAAACAGAGCUACAUUAUGAGGCCUCUGAGGCAACAAAUGAACCCUUAGAAACGGGAGACAAGCAUGUGCCAUCCAGUGAGGGUGGUGGGCGCCAGGCUGAGGAAUGCUCUGUCCAGCCAGAGGGACCCGUUGAAAGCACAGCCCCCGCAGAGAAGGGCAUGUCGGGGAGUCAGAUGACUGAGUGCACCGAGUCAGUGAGUCUGGAAGCAGAUCCAGCAGCUGAAACAGCACUGGACACACAGGGUGCUCAGGAGUCAGCUGCAUCCACAGAGGGAAGAAGAUGGGGUGGCUGGGGAUCAUGGGGAAAGUCCCUUUUGACAACGGCAACAUCCACUGUUGGUCAAGGAAUAACAGCAGUUAAAGAAAAGGCAGCCACACUUACAAUCCACAGCAGCUCUUCAGCUUCUGAGGAGAGCAAGCACUCUGGAAGUAAUGAAGGGGCAACACCAGAUGUUCCAGAAGACCUGGUUCUAACUGAAUCUCCUCCCUCAAAACCUUCAACUGGGUCACGUGGAAUGUUGUCAACCAUUACAAAUGCAGUUCAAAAUACAGGUAAGUCUGUGAUUACUGGUGGUCUGGAUGCACUGGAAUUUAUUGGUAAAAAGACAAUGAACGUCCUUGCAGAGAGUGACCCUGGCUUCAAGAAGACCAAAAUACUGAUGCGGAGAACUGUAACUUUGUCACAGAUGUUAAGGGAAGCUAAAGAUAAGGAGAAGGAGAGGAUUGGCAAUCAAGUUGUAAUGGAGAGGACAGCACACUAUGGAAUACUCUUUGAUGAUUACCAGGGACUAUCUCAUCUGGAGGCUCUGGAGAUUCUCUCCAAUGAAAGUGAAUCCAAGGUUCAGUCAGCCUUAAUGUCAUUAGAAGGAGAAGAAUUGGAAACUUUGAAAAGGGAUCUGAUUGCAAUUAAAGAAAUCUUCCUGGAGAAGGAUUUUGGAAAAGAAGAUGAAGAUGAAGAUGAAAAAGUUUCUGAGGGAGAAGAGUUUGUGAGCAUACUAACAGAGCUACUUUUUGAACUGCAUGUUGCUGCCACCCCUGACAAGCUCAGCAAGGCAAGGAAAAGGGCCCAUGACUGGGUAAACAAAGUGGAUCUUUUAGCAGUGGAAAGUGAGGAAAAACCUAAAGAGGAAAAUGAAGAACUAGGCAGCGAAAAACAUGAGGAACCAUGUGAAGAAGAGGAAGAUCAUUCAAAAUCUGUUGAGGAUAUCUACAUGUCAUCAGUUGAAAGCCUAGCAGAGGUGACAGCUCGUAGUAUUGAACAGCUUCACAAAGUGGCAGAGCUGAUUCUUCAUGGACAGGAUGAAGAGAAGCUAGCUCUGGACCAGACCAGAAUCCUAACCAGGCUAACGGGUGCUAUGUGCAAGGAGGUAUCUUCGCUUUCUAAGAAGUUUUCUGAAACUUUGACUACAGCAGGGAGCAAACUAAAGGCAGAGGUCCUAAACCCCUGGAUUAACAGUGUGCUGUUAGAGGGAUCAAACAGCACCACCUACAUUCAGGAUGCUUUCCAGUUGCUUCUUCCAGUAUUACAGAUCUCACAUUUACAGACUACCAGCUCUAAAACACUCGGUGAAUGCUAGGAUUCCUGUUGGGGGAAAAAAACUACAUUAUGAAAGGAAAUCAUAUACAUGUAUAAUAUAACUCCUUUUUUACACUAAAAUAGUAGUGAUCUAUAUUUUCACUAUGAACGCAACCCUUUAACUGAUUGCUCUAUUGUUUAAUAUGCCUGUUAUAGUGACACAUUAGUGUACAAUGCUUACAUUGAUUCAGUGUUUACAGCAAUGAGAACAUGCUGAGGUUGACAUUUUGUUGCUAAUCAAUAAACUAGUUGGAUAUGAUGCCAGGGCUUUAGGCAAAACAUUAGCACUACAGCAAACAAACAAAAAACAUUUGCAACCCUUUACAAAAUGGUGAGGUUAUGCAUAUUUAUAUUAUAUGAUGUAAUGUAAUAGAUUUUAUAAUGUUGCAUGGUGCAGUACGUUUUUUAUGACCGUCAGAGUAUCAUUAAUAUAUGUAGAAACUGACUGAAAUCGUUGUAAAAACAUAUGUUAUUGUGAAUCACAGCUGCAUUUUUACAUUUAAAUGUUGAGUUUAUUGCUCUUGCACUUUGUACAAUUAAUAGAAUAAAUACACUUUUAAGCCUUGGGUUUAAAACAAUUGAUCUUAACAGCGGUGCACCUUGUUUUAAAACAUCUCAAUGAAUUACCUAAUUACCAAGCAUUUGCUGUAUUUAUAGGCUAUGCGCCACAAUUGUGUCAAUUCAGCUACCCCCCCCCCCCCCCCUCCCCUCCCAUUUGGCACCCAGUGGCAUAUUGUGAUAUCCAUAAUUAGAUGUUUUGUUUUUUUAACAUGAAAUUAAUUAAUUUACCUAAUUGAUUUGUCAAAUACAUUGUGUGAUACAGAACUAAAUCCAAUUACAUUUAAAGAUUUUAAAUUAUAUGAAAGUAUAAUGUUUUUCAACACAAGUAGAGCAAGAUUAAUUUGUAAUCCGUGAACACACUGAUCAAUUAAUUGAAUCCAAUUAUAUCCUGCUCCAAGUUCACUAUUCAUUUAAUGAACAAUUUCCCAAAAUGAUUAGCUUUAGAUAAAAAGUUAAUUGAAAUGGUCCCUAAGACGAUAACAUUGAUAAAUAAUAGUGCCCAUCAUGUUUAGUCACUUAGAAUUAAAAUUGUGUGUAUUACUUAAAAGAAACUACCAUUAUGUUGGCAUAAGCCUAAUAGUCAUAUUGUUAAGCAGCAAUUUAAAUGAAAAAAAUGAACACAUACUGUACAACCACUUCUUACCAAAAGCAUUCAAAUACAAAAAUAAAUAGUGCUGUAUUUAA
Molecule: messenger RNA, 3054 nt
Organism: Acipenser ruthenus (sterlet)
Lineage: Eukaryota; Metazoa; Chordata; Actinopteri; Acipenseriformes; Acipenseridae
Product: protein NOXP20-like
Exons: 14
Coding region: 149-1810 (553 amino acids)
Source: RefSeq, a predicted model, not a curated record